GUGACGUCAGGGGUCACGCUGCAAAGGCGGUUAUUUCGAAUUUUGUUUUUCCGACAGUGAAACAUGAUGUUCUACACUCAGCUGUUCACGUCUAAGAGAGGGCCUUUGGCUAAGAUCUGGUUGGCUGCUCACUGGGAAAGAAAACUGACCAAAGCUCACAUCUUUGAGUGUAACCUGGAAAACACUGUCAGAGAUAUCAUGUCUCCCAAGAUGAAAAUAGGUUUGAGGACGUCGGGACAUCUGCUUCUCGGAGUGGUGAGGAUUUACUCCAGAAAAGCCAAGUACCUGCUCGCAGACUGCAGCGACGCUUUGAUCAGUAUAAAAAUGGCGUUCAGACCAGGUCAGACUGAUCUCCCUGUGGACGCACUGGAGGCCACGGCUAAAGCCAUCACUUUAAUGGAAGAUUUCACAGAUUUUGACUCUCAGCUGCCAGAUCCGAGUAACAUGGACAUGGACAUGGAUCAUUUUUCACUCAAUCAAAGUCGAACAGAAGAAAUCACUUUAAAGGAGGAUUUUGGCAACAGCUUUUUCAACUUUUCAGAUUUUGACACUCAAAGUCACCGCGCUGGUCCGCUGGACGUGAGCUUCCGGAGCUUUACUGAACACACAGACACAUUUGGAGACGAAGACAAAGGAUAUGACAUACUUGACUUUCUCACUGAUAAUAACGAGCAGGACCUCAUCGCUCUCAUCCCGGAGCUGCCUGAAAAUGACGUCCACUCUCCACGAGAAAACCAGAAAGAUGUUGAUGCAGAACAUACAGUAAAACCGGAGCCGUCCACAGCAAACGUGACUCUGCUCCCAAACGAGGAGGAGGCCUUUGCCCUGGAGCCCGUCCCUGUUACACCAACAUUUGAGAAAAGAAAAGGAACGAGGAAACGCAAGCUGGUGGUCGAUGAGGCGAAGGAGCUGACGGACGAGGUCAUCAAAGAGCAGCUGUCGGACUAUUCAGACCUGCUCGCUCCUCUGGACAUGGCCCCGCCCACUCGACCGCUCAUGAGGUGGAAGGAAACCGGGAGCGCCGACAAACUGUUCACAGGGCCCUGCUCCAGUGUGAGCGCCUCGGAAAUCCACGAGGUUUUUACUGAAUAUGUUUUUGAGAGAAAAUAUUACCACAAGCCAGAGGACAGAGAGGCUGUUCGACUGGAUGGAGAGGAGGUUCACAGAGACAUGAGUUCCCUAAACGCAGAGAGCGUCACUGUCACAGAAUCCACUGUUGAACCUGAGGUCACAGGUCAACUGGAGCUAACAGACCCGACUCUGAUGAACAAGAACCAGCCAAGGAAUCGCUCGGAGCAUGGAGAGAUCGAUAAGUCCGACAUGACCCUGCCUGAGCUUCCUUCAGAAGAUUCAAUGUUUGUCCAACAGUCGCAGGAAGAACAAGACUCGCUCUGCACAUCUCUGCACACACAGUCUAUAAUCGGCAGCCAGGACUUUGGAGAGAAGAGAAUAACCAGACGAGCACAAAAGCUUCUUGGUGUUUUACGAGCAACUCAAAUGAGCCAAAACACUGACCCCUUCUUCAGUCUGAAGUCACUCUGUGGAGGGAGCUCUCGGGCCCAGGCGGCCGCCACUUUCAUCUGUUUCCUGGUUUUGAAGAAACAACAGGUUCUUAAUCUGCAGCAGAGCGCCCCCUAUGAGGACAUCCUGGCCACACCUGGACCCAGGUUCUAUGACUGAACUGAACCUCAUUCUCUUUUAGUACAGAUUUGAGUUGGUUUAACUUCACGUGUCUGCAGUGAUCUGUAGAAAAGACUCCAAAGUGUCAUGUGAUCUACAUGUGGUGUAUAAAUGUCUGUGUCUGUGUUUUCUGCUUGUCGUUUCACAUUUAAAGCUUUAAUCGCAACAUCACUGUGGAUAGAAACACAUCAUUUAUUAUCUGUUUGUUUCACUGUAAUCUAAAGCUGUUCUAACAGUUCUGUUCUUAAAAAUAUAAGCAUCUAUAUGAAGUUUGCGGCU
Messenger RNA from Periophthalmus magnuspinnatus, 1959 nucleotides. RefSeq names its product RAD21 cohesin complex component like 1 (gene rad21l1). Gene Ontology annotation, molecular function: protein binding; chromatin binding. Bases 64 to 1680 code for a protein of 538 amino acids. Gene Ontology annotation, cellular component: cohesin complex; synaptonemal complex. Gene Ontology annotation, biological process: replication-born double-strand break repair via sister chromatid exchange; mitotic sister chromatid cohesion; synaptonemal complex assembly. The record is from RefSeq and is a predicted model, not a curated record. The transcript has 14 exons. NCBI's taxonomy places the organism in Eukaryota, Metazoa, Chordata, Actinopteri, Gobiiformes, Gobiidae.